Paramecium tetraurelia is the source of this 405-nucleotide messenger RNA. RefSeq lists its product as uncharacterized. NCBI's taxonomy places the organism in Eukaryota, Ciliophora, Oligohymenophorea, Peniculida, Parameciidae. The record is from RefSeq and is a predicted model, not a curated record. The transcript is spliced from 2 exons.
AUGUCGAAAUUGGGAUGUUAGAAGAUACGUAUACUAUACUUACUAAAUAUCAUCAGUGACAUACUGUUUUGGGCAGCUACAGCUAUUUUAUAUCUAGCUAUUAAAUACACUUCAAUUAGACGAUUCCAAAAAUACAAUUAUACAAUUUAUUCACUUAUAAUAAUACGCUUGGCCUAUGCCUUCAAUCUUUUGGUAAUGGAAGAGGGAUUAACAGAAGAGGAUGCAACAGAUUGCAAAUUUACAAGUCACGAAAAAAUAAAGAAAAUACUAUUUUAUCUCGUUGAAAACUUGUUCUACGUGAUCACUGUUGGCACUGUUCAUUACUUGAUUUCAAUUCUCACAAACAUCAAGGAAUAACCCAAGGAUUUGCUUACUCACGACGUUAAAGAAUCACUCAUUAUAUGA